AUGGAACAAGCAGCACAGCCAUGCUGCCCUGCGAAAGGGGGCGGUGGCCGGGUGGUGUCCUGCGACGUCAAUGCCCAGACCUGGCCCUUCGCGCGGGAGAUCUUGUCCUGGGCGGGGGUGGAAGGCUCCGAGGUCCAGCUGAACAUUGGCGUCGCGAGCGACUGGCUUGCCAGUGGUCAGCUGGGAAGCAUCGACGUGCUGCUCCUGGACCACCGAGGAACUGUCUACCAG
Symbiodinium natans is the source of this 231-nucleotide messenger RNA. NCBI's taxonomy places the organism in Eukaryota, Dinophyceae, Suessiales, Symbiodiniaceae. The record is from the annotation of a GenBank genome assembly.